AUCCUGAACCAGGAAGUGCCGGAGUUAACAUGGCUUCGAAACGACAGGUCGAGAGUUUGACCGAGGAGGUAAUUUGUCCCAUCUGCCUGGAUUUCUUCACCGAUCCAGUUAUACUGGAGUGUGGGCACAACUUCUGUCGCUCCUGUAUCACACGGUGUUGGGAAAAGGCGGAGAGAAACUCCUGCCCGGAAUGUAGAGAGGAGUUUGCAGACCGCACCCUCAGGGUCAGUCGGGCCUUAGCAAAUCUGUCUGAGAAAGCUCGAAAACUAAACCUGAAUCCGAAAGGGAAGGAAAGUAAACUUCACUGCGAGGAACAUGAGGAAGAAUUGAAGCUGUUUUGUGAGACGGACAAGAAACUGGUCUGUCUGGUCUGUAGAGACGCGCGGGAACACAGAGAGCACCGCUUCCUGCCGAUUAAAGAAGCUGUUGAAGUCUAUAAGGACCGGGUGAAAUCUGCCUUAGACUCUCUCACAGAAAAGAAAUCCGAGCUCAAGGAAAUGGAACGGCAACAGAAAGAGAAGAUUUCCGGAGUUCGGGAACAGUCAAACGGCGUUCAGUCCCACAUCACAUCCCAGUUCGCUGAACUGCGCCAGAUUAUCACUGAGAAAGAGCAGCGCUUACUCCGAGAUCUCAGGGAAGAAGAGGCGAGGAUUCUAAAUCCAAUGGAGAUAAAUCUUCGACAGAUUCAAGAGAAUUUAAAUUCUAUCCAGGAGGAAAUCUCCAAGUUACAGGAACAGUUGGACCAACAAGAAAAUAUCACAUUCCUCAUGGAGGAAGCUCGUCGGAAGAGGAGGAUUAGUGAUGAUAAACAUCUGUUGUCAGUGACACAGGGCGCUCUACCUGUCGAAAAAUUCGAUCAGCCCUUUUUGUUGAACACAACGUUGAGAGAAAUGUCUGAUACAAUUAAGCGAGUCUCUGUCACCCUGGAUGUGGAAACGGCGCAUCCGCUGCUCGAGGUGUCUGAGGAUCGGAAGAGUGUGAGACGGACCGGGACCCGGAGGAGUCUCCCUGACACCGGGAAGAGGUUCACUGUCUCGCGUUGUGUGCUGGGAUCGGAGGGAUUCACAUCGGGGAGACAUUACUGGGAGGUGGAGGUGACGGGGAAUCGGCGCUGGGGUCUGGGAGUCGCCGCAGAGUCUGUGGAGAGGAAGGGAUCGGUCAGACCGAGUCCGGAGACCGGAUUCUGGGUCAUCGGGCGGGUUGGUGAUGUGUUACAUCGGGAUUGUGACGUCAUCGAUGGUCGCCCCUCCCCUGAGUCCCGUCUCCCUGCCGGUCCCAUCCCCGGGAGGGUGGGAGUUUAUCUCAGUUACCAGUCCGGGACAGUUUCAUUUUACAACGCGGAGACCAAGUCCCAUCUCCACACCUUCACUGGGAAUAAAUUCACGGGGAAACUUUAUCCUUUCUUCUGGACUUGGGAUGUAAACCAGUGGCUGAGAAUCUGCUCCGGUUCCGCUCCUGGUCUGUAAACGGGUCGGGUCGGGACCGGCGUCAGGCGUAAGUCAGUGUAAAUAUAAAUGUGCCGAGAGUGAAAUAAACACGAUGUGAGAA
Molecule: messenger RNA, 1548 nt
Organism: Mobula hypostoma (lesser devil ray)
Lineage: Eukaryota; Metazoa; Chordata; Chondrichthyes; Myliobatiformes; Myliobatidae
Product: zinc-binding protein A33-like
Exons: 6
Coding region: 30-1466 (478 amino acids)
Biological process (GO): protein ubiquitination
Cellular component (GO): cytoplasm
Molecular function (GO): zinc ion binding; protein binding; ubiquitin protein ligase activity
Source: RefSeq, a predicted model, not a curated record